Messenger RNA from Chrysochloris asiatica (Cape golden mole), 944 nucleotides. RefSeq names its product lecithin retinol acyltransferase (phosphatidylcholine--retinol O-acyltransferase) (gene LRAT). The record is from RefSeq and is a predicted model, not a curated record. Gene Ontology annotation, biological process: retinol metabolic process. NCBI's taxonomy places the organism in Eukaryota, Metazoa, Chordata, Mammalia, Afrosoricida, Chrysochloridae. The coding region runs from base 1 to 693 and encodes 230 amino acids. The transcript is spliced from 2 exons. Gene Ontology annotation, molecular function: phosphatidylcholine-retinol O-acyltransferase activity.
AUGAAGAACCCAAUGCUGGAGGUGGUGUCCCUACUCCUGGAGAAGCUGCUCCUCAUCUCCAACCUCAAGUUCUUCAGUUCCGGCGCUCCUGCGGAGGACAGGGCGAAAAGCAGUUUUCACGAGAUUAACUCUUUCCUCCGAGGCGACGUGCUGGAGGUGCCCCGGACCCACCUGACCCAUUAUGGUAUCUACUUGGGCGACAAUCGCGUCGCCCACCUGAUGCCCGACAUCCUAUUGGCCCUGACCGAUGACCAGGGGCUCACGCAGAAAGUAGUAUCUAAUAAGCGUCUCAUCCUGGGCGUCAUUGGCAAGGUGGCCAGCAUCCGCGUGGACACGGUAGAGGACUUCGCCUACGGAAGUGAUAUCCUGGUCAAUCACCUGGAUGAGUCCCUCCAGAAGAAGGCGCUUGUCAACGAGGAGGUGGCGCGGAGAGCGGAGAAGCUGCUAGGCAUGACCUCCUACAGCCUAUUGUGGAACAACUGUGAGCACUUCGUGACUUACUGUAGAUACGGCACCCGGAUCAGCCCCCAGGCCGACAAGUUUUGUGAGAAUGUGAAGAUUAUUAUUCGUGAUCAGAGAAGUGUUCUUGCUUCAGCAGUUUUGGGAUUAGCAUCUAUAGUCUGUCUGGGCAUGGCAUCAUAUACAACUCUUCCGGCAAUUUUUAUUCCGUUCUGCUUAUGGAUGGUGGGUUAACUUCACACCCCCACAUCAAUGUGUGUAUUCUGUGUGUAAAUAUGUUUAUAUUUAUAGAGCACAAAUUACUAUAAGCAUUGUUAAGAAAAAUGUGACCUGUAACACUGUGUUCUGGAUAAAAAUGUGAUUAAGAAUCACAGAGUGCUUACUGUGUAAGCCCAAGAACAAAGGCUUUCGGAAACUUCACAGAUGGUUCAGUUUUAAAGUACUUCCCAAGCUUGGAAGCGUGACAGUUUCUGGUAGAAUUCAGC